Silurus meridionalis is the source of this 2818-nucleotide messenger RNA. RefSeq names its product sodium- and chloride-dependent GABA transporter 2-like. NCBI's taxonomy places the organism in Eukaryota, Metazoa, Chordata, Actinopteri, Siluriformes, Siluridae. The record is from RefSeq and is a predicted model, not a curated record. Gene Ontology annotation, biological process: sodium ion transmembrane transport. The transcript has 16 exons. Gene Ontology annotation, cellular component: membrane. The coding region runs from base 161 to 2059 and encodes 632 amino acids.
GUGUUUUAGCACGCCUUUCAUUUCCUUCUCUUUCCAUUCCUCAGUCUCGCCGCGCCACAGUUACUUUCCGACAAAACCUACUCCAUGCGCAUUUUCUUCUUUGAGAGCUUCCGAGGACUCCAUUAGGAUCUACAGCGAAGAAGUCUGAAAAAUAGAAAACAUGCCAGAAGCCAGAGGAACAGACACCGUGAUCGAGCCUGCUGAUGAUCCUCAGUUAUGGAGCGAGAAGGGGAAAGGAACAUCACCAGAGCAAAGAGAGAAGUGGGCCAACAAGACCGAGUUUCUGCUGUCCAUGGCUGGUGAAAUUAUUGGCCUGGGCAAUGUGUGGCGCUUUCCUUAUCUGUGCUACAAGAAUGGAGGAGGUGUAUUUUUCAUCCCAUACUUUGUCUUCCUCGUUUUCUGUGGCAUCCCUAUCUUUUUUCUGGAGACAUCAUUGGGUCAGUACACCAGUGAAGGAGGGAUCACAGCCUGGAGGAAGAUAUGCCCCAUGUUUGAAGGAAUUGGCAUUGCAUCUCAAGUUAUUGUUGUCUACCUGAACAUCUACUACAUUGUGGUUCUUGCCUGGGCGGUUUUGUACCUUUUCAGCUGUUUUCAAGCCAAAUUGCCAUGGAUCUCUUGCGACAACGAAUGGAACACAGUAUCUUGUCGCACGUAUAACAAAAGCAUGCUGCACUCUGGCCUGCACAGGGAAGAUGCUGAUUGGUCCUUUUUGUACAAUGAAACAUACAACAACAGUAGCAGAUUUGACAUGUCUGCAGAAUACAAGAUUGUCUCUCCAGAGGAGGAAUUCUGGCUUUAUCGCGUACAGAGAAUAUCUAGUGACGAUUUUCUCGGUCCACCCCACUAUGACCUGACACUCUGUCUUUUGCUGGUGUGGAUUAUCUGUUACUUUUGCAUCUGGAAAGGAGUCAAGACUACAGGCAAGGUCGUCUACUUCACAGCCACAUUCCCAUAUGUCAUGCUGCUGAUUCUGUUUUUCCGAGGAGUCACUCUACCUGGAGCUGGAGUAGGAAUUAGCUAUUACCUUUACCCUGAUAUCUCCAAGCUUGCCAAUCCUGAUGUUUGGCGUGAUGCGGGAACCCAAGUGUUUUUUUCCUAUGCUGUGUGUCAGGGUGUCCUCACCGCUUUGGGAAGCUAUAACAAAUACCACAAUGACUGCUACAAAGACUGCAUCGCUCUCUGUGCCCUGAACAGUGGCACUAGCAUCUUUGCAGGCUUUGCUGUGUUCUCUAUCCUGGGCUACAUGGCUCAUGAGCUGUCCUUGCCUAUGGAGGACAUAGUGAAAUCAGGUCCCGGCCUGGCGUUUAUAGCGUACCCUAAAGCCCUGUCUCUUCUCCCAGGCCCUCAGUUCUGGUCUGUCCUUUUCUUCCUGAUGGUUCUCUUUCUUGGACUAGACAGCCAGUUUGUGUGUGUGGAGAGUCUAUCCACAGCACUCACCGAUGUUUUCCCUCGAAUUCUGAGGAAGCCAAAGCGCAGGGAGAUUCUGGUGUUGCUCAUUGCCGUGGUCUGCUUCCUGCUGGGUCUUCCUCUGGUCACUCGGGGUGGACUUCACCUCUUUAAGCUGAUAGACAUGUACGGACCCAGUGGAACAAACCUGCUCCUCAUCGCCUGUUUCGAGACGGUUGUCAUUGCCUGGGUGUAUGGUGUCGACCGUUUCACUGAUAACAUCGAGGACAUGAUAGGACAUCCUCCCAUGCCUGCGCUGAAGUAUUGCUGGCUCUUCAUCACCCCAUUAAUUUGUGGAGCCACUCUUCUGUACGAUCUGAUUAGCAGUCCAUCACUCAGCGCUUCAGCAGACUUCGUACCCAGUUGGGGUUCUGCAGUCGCUGUUCUGCUCACACUCACACCGAUGAUCUGCAUCCCCAUCUUCAUCCUGGUUGCCAUCAAAAGGGGUCCUAAAUUGAUAGUACCCUCUGCGGACCUGCAACAGCGCAACCCAAACAAGCCUCGGCUUACGCUGUGUAAGCGCGUCAUCUUCGAGAGUCAGACUCUUUCUAACAAAGAGGGAGACAAAGCUGCCGAAGAAAAAGCCCUGAAAGAGGUCAACACUGACAUGUGAAAGGAAGUUUGACAUCUGCAGAAAAUCUCUUACCUCAUACUGUGUGGAUGGAUGGAUAAAUGCACAAUCUUUUUAUUAGAUGAUAAAACCUUGAGUGAAAUAAACCUCAAAUUUAAUUCACAACUACAAGAAACUUAUGUUGAAUGGUUUAAGGUAUUGGUUGUUUUUCCCCCUUUCUUUUAUUUUAAAUGAACAAUAUAAGCACAUUUAAUAAAUUUAUCUUUUGGGUAAAGAUUGAUUUGACUGAUCCAAGAUCAGCCUAGUCAUUUUUAUAUCGCUUUUGUAUACCACUAUUAUACAAACAUGAAUCUGUAUUCAUGUUGAUAUACUGUAUGUAACCAGAAUUUGUAAUAGCUGUUUGAAACUGGUGUUUGUACAUGACAAGCUCUGCUUUUUUAUUUAAACUGUAUUUUUUUUACAUCUAAGCAGCACUGCUGUACAGAAAUACAUGUAAAACUCCAGUUAUAGUAUUGUUCUAAUAUUUUAGUUAGGUCAAAUAUCUGUCCUUUUUCAUGAUUUUAUGGGAAAUUUUCUUAUUUUGUAUUGUGUUAUUUGUGCUAAAUUGCCCAUGAGUGUGUAUAGGCAUGGGUGUAUGGUAUGGUUCCCUGUGAUGAACUGGCUUGCCACCUAAAAUGAAUUCUCCUGUCCAUUGUUAAUAGGAUUAGCUCUGAAUCCAUUAGUAUCCAGCAAGUUUUGAAAAUGCAAUCUUAAGAAUUGAAUCAACAAUAAAUAUUUGGGCCAAUAUAUGUAAUUUCUAAA